This is a messenger RNA of Hippocampus comes (tiger tail seahorse), 2416 nucleotides long. It is a transcript of the gene fut9a, whose product is annotated as fucosyltransferase 9a. NCBI's taxonomy places the organism in Eukaryota, Metazoa, Chordata, Actinopteri, Syngnathiformes, Syngnathidae. Bases 631 to 1710 code for a protein of 359 amino acids. The transcript is spliced from 4 exons. Gene Ontology annotation, molecular function: alpha-(1->3)-fucosyltransferase activity. Gene Ontology annotation, cellular component: membrane. The record is from RefSeq and is a predicted model, not a curated record.
AAAACAAUGAAUACAAACGCAGGGACCGUGGAGCACCGCAGUGGCGAUAAACAGAACAAGGUGGCGAGCCUGCACAUCACUACACGGCCGCACACGCACAUGCGCACAGUAGAGCCUCCCAGUGGCGAUAAACGGAACAAGUUAGCGACCUGCACGUCACAACUCAGCAACACUCACACACGGCGGGCGCACAUGCACCGAAUUACGUUUUUUUUAAAACAUGUAAAUUUACUGCUGCUGCCUGCUGCAGCAUCCAGUGCGUAUUGCACGCUUUAACAAGGUGCAACCCCCGCGCGCACACACGCACGUACACACACACACACGCUGAAGAAAAAGGAUAGAUGCGGCUGGUCCGGAUGUGGUGACGCUCACACGACGGUGGAUGAUUCCAACCACAUCGUCGUCAUGCGAAUGCAAUGACUGGAAGGUCUCUCGAGAUGGUAAUUUCGAGACUACAUGAGCCCCCGCAGGCAUUACGAGGACCUGUUCAAGACACAACAGAGCGCAUUGGAUUGUCGCAUUUAUCCUGCACAAUAGCCAAGACAGAGCAACCUGUCGUGGACGACUCCGUGUAGAAACAUCUGCUUCGCUCGGAUUCCAGCUGCAAGUCAAAUCCUCAAGGAAAGAGUAAUGUCAUCGGCACCCGUUCACAGGAUCCUACGACCUCUUUUUUUGGGCACCUUCAUCCUGGGGUGCUUCGUGACUCUCUUUUUGAUGUAUUUUAAGCCGUCCACCAGCUGGCUGUCGGGUUCCGUGGAGUCCAACGUGUCCAGCGAGCGCCUCAAGGGCGUCUUCUACGCCAAGGGCGACCGCAACCUGACCACCGUGCUCAUCUGGUUCUGGCCCUUCGGUCAGACGUACGACCUGAACGUGUGCCCCUCACUGUUCAACAUCGACGGCUGUUUCGUCACGGCCGACCGGAACCUCUACAACAAAUCGGACGGCGUCCUCAUCCACCACCGCGACAUCUGCUCCAACUUGUCCAACCUGCCGCCGCUUCAGCGUCCGUCCUUCCAGAAGUGGAUCUGGUGGAACCUGGAGUCGCCGUCGCACUCUUCCCAGCUGGCAGGCAUCGAGAACAUCUUCAACCUGACGCUUAACUACCGGCGCGACGCCGACAUCGAAGUGCCUUACGGCUCUUUGCUAGCAACGGAGGGCGCGGGCGACUUUGUCCCGCCCAGCAAGAACAAGCUGAUCUGCUGGAUCGUGAGCAACUGGAAUCAGGAGCACGUGCGCGUCAAGUACUACAACGAGUUGUACAAGCACAUCGAGGUGCACGCGUACGGCCAAGCCUUCGGCGAGUACAUCACGGACCAGGACUACUUCCCCACCAUCGCCAGCUGCAAGUUCUACCUGGCGUUUGAGAACUCCAUCCACAAAGACUACAUCACCGAAAAAUUCUACAAUCCGCUGGCCGUGGGCACCGUACCUGUGGUGUUGGGUCCGUCCCGGCAGAACUAUGAGAAUUUCGUCCAGGGGGACGCCUUCAUCCACGUCGAUGAUUUCGCCUCGCCCAAGGAGUUGGCCGAUUACCUGCUGUUCCUGGACAAGAACGAGGAGAUGUACCUCCGAUACUUUCAGUGGCGGCGGCACUUUAAGGUGAAGAUGCCGCUCUUCUGGGCUGAGCACACGUGUCUGGCCUGCGACUACCUGCGCAGGCACAGGGAGUACAAAACGGUCAAGAAUCUGGACAAGUGGUUCUGGGGCUGAGCCGAGUUGUGCCGCCGGGGAAGGCUUGAUGACUUUAAUUCAUUUGCCUCGUCCAAAUCCCUUCCCAAAACUUGCACAUUGUGUUUUUGUCAUGAUUCAGUGACCAAUUCAAUUUGAAAUGGAGCCAGUCUUUGCGAAGCCUUAAAUUUUGUCUUUUCGCUUCUCCCCGCAAAGCGAUGCCCAUCGACACAUUCAACAAUGUUCCUGACGCUUUUUUGGACCUGUGUUGAUUCAGACACCAAAAGUCCGAAUCGCCGUUUCAACACCGCGUGUUUCGCUGGGUUCAGGUGAAAGGCGAAGGACACCCUGAACUGGUCGCCGGCCAAGUCGCUCGGCGCACACAGAGACAAACGACCAUUUCCACACCCACAUCCAAAACGUGACUGAGCUGCUUGCGCAUAAGUCAAGCGAGUGACGCCGACAGCGUGACCUAAAAAUCCAAAUACCCAUGUAAUUAUCUGUUAUGUAACAUCGAAUUCCUAAGGAGUGCUAACAGCGACCCAAUGAGCACUCAACAAAACUUUUUUUGAUGGAAAAUCCUGACAAACGAUCAUUAAACUCUGAUGCCAGGUCGAGGGAGGCUCCCAAAAAUGCCAAAGCUUGCUAUCUGGAAAAGAAAAAGCUGGGCUUUGCAUUUUUGAAGUAUCAUGACACAUCCGUGGUGACCCUAAAAGAGUGCAAAUAAAAUUCCACACAGUUCAUUCAC